This is a messenger RNA of Hyaena hyaena (striped hyena), 1288 nucleotides long. Its product is annotated as nucleoplasmin-3. The record is from RefSeq and is a predicted model, not a curated record. Gene Ontology annotation, molecular function: histone binding; chromatin binding; RNA binding. NCBI's taxonomy places the organism in Eukaryota, Metazoa, Chordata, Mammalia, Carnivora, Hyaenidae. Gene Ontology annotation, cellular component: nucleoplasm; cytoplasm; nucleolus. Gene Ontology annotation, biological process: chromatin remodeling. Bases 106 to 909 code for a protein of 267 amino acids. The transcript has 6 exons.
AGGAGUCCCGGAAAAAUUUCCAUUUUUGUAUCUAUUCUCCCUUUGACGAAAACUUGCCCUGGUUUGGGGCGUGGAAACAGCAGAGGGUGCGAGGAGCUGGAGAAAAUGGAGGCAGGAGCCGCCCUCAAAGAGCCGUUGUCCUGGAAGUGCGGAACGACGUUAACAUUAAGAAAUCCAUGCUUGUGUGAUACUUCCCUGCAGUCCCGACACACAGGUCUGACCAGAGGCCGCGGGCUGCCAGGGGAGAAGGCCCUUGGACCGGUCGCGCCUCUGUCCCACUCUGUGCCAGCGGCUCCUUUAAAGGGCGGGGCCGGAACCUGCGGUGAGUCCCCCGCUUUAGACGUGUCGGGGGCGGAGUCUCCAGACGGCCCUAGCAGCAUGGCCGCCGGCGCCGCCGCCGCGUUAACGUUCCUGAGUCAGGAGAGCCGAUGCCGGGCCGGAGGGGUCGGGAGUCUGCGGGUCCCAGCUCCGGUCACUAUGGACAGUUUUUUCUUCGGCUGUGAGCUCUCCGGCCACACCCGCUCUUUCACCUUCAAGGUAGAGGAAGAGGAUGAUUCGGAGCAUGUGCUGGCUUUGACCAUGCUCUGCCUCACCGAGGGGGCCAAAGAUGAGUGUAAUGUGGUAGAAGUCGUGGCCAGGAAUCAUGACCACCAGGAGAUUGCAGUCCCUGUGGCCAAUCUCAAGUUGUCCUGCCAACCCAUGCUCAGUUUGGAUGACUUCCAGCUCCAGCCACCUGUAACCUUCCGCCUCAAGUCAGGUUCUGGCCCUGUGCGCAUCACUGGGAGGCACCAGAUUGUUACUAUAAGCAAUGACGUUUCUGAGGAAGAGAGUGAAGAAGAAGGGAGUGAGGAGGAGGAGGCGGAGUUGUGUCCCAUCCUGCCUGCCAAGAAGCAGAGGGGCAGGCCCUAGCCUUGGUCACCUAGCUGCCUGCCACAUGUGCCAUGUACUAUGUUCCUGUACAAGUUUCAAGAAAUUUAAAUGUGUCUUCUCUGUUGAAGAGGAGGGAUGGGUGGGUGGGUAGGGGGUGGUCUUGGGCUGGUGCUUGGAGAGAGGGUGGUCCUAUUCUUCAUAAGGGCCCUGGUGUUUCUCUAAUCUUAUGCCAUAUCUGGGGCUUCCCUUUUCUCCAGGAGUGGGAAGAGCUCUGAACUUCUCUCCUGACCCUGUCUCCCCACUUGCCUGUGAGAUUGGAUGUCAGCAUCUGAAGCUCAGGAAUACACAUUUUUAAUACUUUUUACAUUUUUGGAUAAAGGUUGAAAUAAAGUGAUGUGGAGUUUUUUUUUGCAACUCA